Molecule: messenger RNA, 1560 nt
Organism: Ustilaginoidea virens
Lineage: Eukaryota; Fungi; Ascomycota; Sordariomycetes; Hypocreales; Clavicipitaceae
Exons: 1
Coding region: 1-1560 (519 amino acids)
Source: RefSeq, a predicted model, not a curated record
AUGCCAACUCGCUCCAGCCUGACAAAGCUCACACUAUGUCGGCAAUGCGGCCGUAGCAUCUGUCCCGUUUCAAACACAAGAUUCUUCCACCCUUCCCGCGCAUCGCAAAUUUCCGCGCAAACCUCAAAGGACCAGGAGAGUCGGCAAGAUGGGAAGCGGGGGGAAACAGAGGGGGAUGCUGACAGCGAGGAUGCCGAACGGGGUGCUAUGACUCGUCGAUUAGAGGAGGCUACGGAAGAGGCUCUUCUGGCCGGAGGCGCAUCGGGCAGGCGGGCCUUGGAGGAUGCAGGGUUUUCAGAAGCACUCAAGGAGAAGCUUUUGAAAAAGAUGGCCGACGCCAAUUCUGGCGCAACCAAGCAUGCGGGACAUGGCAUGCAAGAUGGACCGGCCUCGGCAGCGGCGCGCGCGGGAGGGCAACUCACCCACUUGCCGAGCGGAAGCCCUUGGACAGGUACCGAGACUACUGCGGAUGCUGUUUUCAGAAUGCUGAACGAUGCCAAAAAGCCGCUGAAAGCCAGCGACCGUGGCGGGUUCCAAAUCCUCCCGGUGGUGGCGGCCGCCGCGGAUGCGCGGAUGCGGCGAAGCGUGCCCCAAAGUCCCGGCCAGAGAGCCGCGAGUGCGCGAGACAAGGCGAACGCGUACGUCGGGUCGGACCUGAAGACGGUGAGAGGGUUGAGCGACGAAGAAAGGAAACAAGUCAGGGCCGAGCUGCGAGAGCGCUUCGAACCGGCAGCCAGGGCUGUGCCGGCUUCUCUCUCAGGACUGGCAGCGCUGGCCAACCAGCGGAUCGAGGACGCCAUUGCCCGAGGCCAGUUCAGAGACUUGCCUCGCGGGAAGGAGACGCAGCGAGACGCGAGGGCAGGCAACCCCUUCAUCGACACGACAGAGUAUCUGAUGAACAAGAUGAUUCAGCGCCAAGAGAUUGUGCCUCCCUGGAUAGAGAAGCAGCAGGAGCUGACCAAGGCCGCGCGGGUGUUCCGAGAACGGCUGCGCAACGAUUGGAAGCGCCACGCCUCCAGGACGAUUGCGUCCCGAGGUGGCUCGCUGCAGGAACAAAUGAAGCGAGCCGAGGAGUUUGCCGCGGCCGAGGCGGCGCACAACGCACGACGAAGCAAACAUGGCGAGCAAAUCGAGGUUGCCGCCGAAGCGGAAACCGCGGAAAUGCAACAACCACAACAGCCUGUCCCAUCGCCGUUCCGCGAUGCGGACUGGGAGAGGGCGGAACAGGCAUACAUGAAGCUAUCCGUCCAACACCUGAACAGCCUGACGAGGAGCUACAACCUAACGGCGCCAGAGCUGGCGAAGAAGCCGUACUUUUCCCUCGAACGGGAGCUGAGCUCUUGCUAUGCGGACGUUGCGCCGCUGGUGGCAAAUGAGAUCAAGGCCAGGGCCGUCAGACGCUGCGACGUCGGCCCAGGCGGCUCCGGAACGACGACGUCGACGGGCCCUACCAUGAUGGAGAAAUUAUCUGGCAAGGAUAGGGUAAGGAUCCAUCUGGAAGCGGAGGAAAAGGCGUACGGCUUGAAGGAGUGGUGGCGCGACUUUUGGAAACGCAAGUGA